This is a messenger RNA of Xiphophorus maculatus (southern platyfish), 865 nucleotides long. RefSeq names its product theg spermatid protein (gene spmap2). The coding region runs from base 118 to 837 and encodes 239 amino acids. Gene Ontology annotation, biological process: spermatogenesis. The transcript is spliced from 7 exons. NCBI's taxonomy places the organism in Eukaryota, Metazoa, Chordata, Actinopteri, Cyprinodontiformes, Poeciliidae. The record is from RefSeq and is a predicted model, not a curated record.
UGACCAGGGCAGCCAGUGUUCGUAGCAAUGGAGACCUAAAAUUGGCACGAGUACGCCGCCUAGAGGCAAGCUGGCAGAAGACAGAAGGGGUGUGUGUCAUCAGCCUAUACUGCUGUCAUGGGACCUGAAAUUCAGCAACCAUCUGACAGUACAUCUGACCAGCUCAAAUAUCUGGACCGUCAAACUGUUCAGUGGCUCGAAAGAAAACCAUCUGUGAAGACAGAAGCCACCAAGCAACCCAAGUUGGCCCCUACUUGGGCAGACUUGACCAGAACUCGAACUUCUCGUAUCCGGCUUGCUCCCAAAACGAAGCUCAGCAAAUGGGCUCUCCAUGCCUUCCCAUCUGAACGAUUAUGUCAACUGGCUCAACCUCGGCCCCAUGCAACAGGGUGGCAGCCUGAACUCCCUCUACCAACACCUGUGAGUAAAGCGUCGCUGACGGCAGUGGCCUCCCCCCGAAUUUGCAAGCUCGCCCAGCCAAGGAUGCGAUGUCCUGAACCUGAACCUAACAACAAAUCUGAACCUCGGCCUAUAACCCAUUUGACCUCGAUCCAUCUAAGCAUGCUAGCGAGUGAGUUUCCAAGGGCAGAGCAUCCGCUGUAUCAGAGGCAUCGCUCAGCAUGCUGGCCAGUUUCCAUCUCAGCCAGAAAUUACAUACCCUCCAAGAGACUUCUUGAACUUUCCUGCCCCAAAAUACGGAAAGAUGUGUAUGACGGUUAUGACCCAUUUGUUGUUAGCCAUGCAGCUCUCUGUGUUAACCCCUCUCCUCGGACAUUGCAGCUCUCUGUACCUCUGCCUCGAAAAUGCACUCCAAAGGUAUCACGCCACUACAUGUAGUCCCUAGAGAGGUGUUCGUUGUUCUUAG